Molecule: messenger RNA, 1497 nt
Organism: Dujonia railenensis
Lineage: Eukaryota; Fungi; Ascomycota; Pichiomycetes; Serinales; Debaryomycetaceae
Source: the annotation of a GenBank genome assembly
AUGAGUGGUAUGAGUAGGAGAAGCUCACGUCAAGAGUCUAUCUCCCUAAACACAUUAGAUGGACUCUCUGAAAUUUCUGGACUUUCAUCUCAGCACACAAUAUCUUUACACACUUUAGAUGAGAUGUCCGUCCACGAAAGUGGCCUAAGAUCUAGAAGGGGUACGACAGUCUUGAGUACCCCUAAAGUAGACAUUUCAUUAAACCUUAUGUAUCAGAGUGAGAAAAAUCCAGAAGAAUUCCCGGAUGGCGGAACUGAGGCGUACAUUGUUGUUCUAGGUUCGUUUAUAGGUCUCAUAAUAGAUUUUGGUAUUGCUAAUUCUUUAGGUGCUAUUGAAUCGUAUGUUUCCUCAAACCAGUUGAAAGAUGUUAGUCAAACUAGUGUGUCGUGGAUCUUUUCAUUACAUUUAGGGGUAAUGUAUUUUGGGGGGGUAUUUUUUGGAUCGGUAUUUGAUCGGUUUGGGGCAAGGCCUCCAAUGAUUGUUGGUACUUUACUAAUGUGUUUGGGCCUUUUAUUCACUGCUGAAAGUACAAAGGUAUAUCAGUUCAUUCUAUCAUUUGGUGUUUUGACAGCUUUAGGGACAUCAUUGGGUAUGCAACCGUUGAUCGGAGUAUUAUCGCAUUGGUUUUUAAGGAAAAGAGGUAUGGCAUGUUCGCUUGCCACAAUAGGAGGGUUGGUAGGUUCUGCUGUGUUUGCUAUAAUGUUACAAAACUUAUACGUUUCGAUUGGUUUUAAAUGGGCAAUUCGAGUAUUGACCCUCAUUGGUUUCAUUUGUAUGGCCACAUCAACGCUUCUAAUUAAAGAAAGGACUUUUGAGAAAUCUGAAGACGAAGGGGAAGUAAAUAAGACUACGAUGCAAAAAUUGAAACUAUUUGGUCAAUUUUUUCGGGAGGCUUUGGACUUUUCCAUGGUUAAAGAUAUCAAGUUCGUACUUCUCACUACUUCGGUGGCACUUUCGGAACUUAUAUCCAUGUCUACAUUAACAUACCUCUCAUCAUUCGCUAUCUUCUAUGGAGUUGAUGAGAAGCAGGCAUAUUUACUUAUUACUAUUAUUAAUGCUUGCGGUAUACCUUCAAGGCUUGCGCUGGGUUAUUUAGCUGAUAAAUAUGGAAGAUUUAACGUAAUGAUCGUUACCUCUAUAUUUGUUACAAUUAGCAUAUUUGGUCUAUGGCUACCAGCAAAAGGGAACGUGGCGGUAUUGUACGCCUUUGGAGUAUUAUUUGGGAUUUCCACUUCUGCUGUUAUUUCAUUGAUUCCAGCUUGUUGUGGACAAAUAUGUUCUUCGGACAAUUUUGGAAAGGUAUACGGGACAUUAUAUUUCUUUUUAGCGUUUUCCACCUUAUUAGGAAUGUAUUUGUCAAGUUUAGUUGUGGGUACUGGGAAAGAUUUGAAUUAUAUGAACUUAGUAUACUACGAGGGCGCAUUGUCAAUCGGAUCAACUAUUACUUGGAUUUUAGCUCGCUGUUCAUCUGUAGGCUGGAAAUGGGCAAAAUUUUAG